UAUUUGCAGCCUGUGCACAUUAUGUUCCGAAAAGCUCCACGUGUGAAGACAAUGUGAUUGUUAGUUAUAAUGGUUCUGAGAAAGACAAACCUGGAGACUUUCCAGAAGAGUCACUUUGUCCUCUUUCCCCCUCUCCAUUCUCUUCAGACCACAAGGAUGGCGAUGCAAGAGCAUCUGCGUAUAAAGGAAUGCCACCGCAGUCCCAUCACAGCUCUGGGCUAUCAUACGGCUCGACGGGAGUGCCUCACUGGUUUUGCAGAUGGAGUGAUCAAGUGGUGGGACAUGGAGAGCGGGCGCAUGGCUCUGCGCACCAAAGAGCAUUCUGGCUGGGUCACCCACUUCCUGUCCUGGGUACCGGCUCGCCUGCUCUUCUCUGCUUCCAAUGACAGCUCUGUGCUUGUAUGGGCUGCAGGAGGCACUGUGCUUGACCGUAUUCUGCUAGGCUACCCCAUCUUCACCUUGGCCAUUAGCCUGGCUCGGCAUCUCCUGCUUUGUGGCAGCAAGGGGCGCCUUGUGGCUUUCCCCUUGGAUGAAAGGAGAGAAUCUGGGCAUGUGGUUCACAUGGCCCAGGGCUAUUCUGAACAAACGCACACAGACAUUGUGUCCUGCAUCUCCUGCCUAGACAACCAGAUAUACACAGCAGGAUAUGAUGGUAAGCUAUUGAUUUUUGACACCUAUCAGACUCUGGGUAGGAAAGUCCUGACGGCCAAGCACUGCAUCCGGAGUGCCCAUAAUGCCGCUAUCACACAUCUGCUCCUGGUACGUCACCAGGAAACCACCAGAGUGCUCUCAGGUUCUUUUGACCAGACUGUUGGCAUCUGGUCCCAAGAUGGGCAGCUGAUGCAGCGCCUUGGUCCCUUCACUGGCAACAUUACUGGACUGUGUUACGUGGCAUCGGUUGGCAUCGUCUGGAUUGCCAGCGGCACAUCCCAGCCUACCCUCUAUGAACCUCAGUCUGGGGAAAUAGUUUCACAGUUCAUAUCCACAUUCCAGCAGAAGAAGGAUGGCCCCCUUCUCCAACAGCUUUUCAGCCUGCCAGAUUCGAGGCAUGUGAUUGGCACAGCAAAGCCACAGCAAAUACUAGUCUGGCGCUAUAGUGAAUUGGGCUGCAUGACAGUGCUGGCCUGCAAACAUCCACUUGAAUGUUUAGCAUAUGCUAAGAAGGAACCUAUUUUGCUCUUCAGUGGUGACAUCAGUGGAUCAAUGCAAAAAUGGGAAAGGAGCUACAUAUCUCCCUUUAUUUACAGCAGGGAGUCCUUCCGCCUCAGUGAAGCCCAGCUGGAGCGACAAGGGCCCGGGCCCCAGGAGAGGGAUAAAGGUUGCAGGAAGGAGCUCCAAACUCGUCCAAACUCUCCUCAGAAAUGGAGAAAGGGCCCUCGUGAUCACCAGAGUAGCUACACUAGAGCCCGAAGCACAGCCAAAAGCACACAAAGAGAGAUCAUAGGCUUCACAAGGGCCCUGUUUGUUGAUCAACUGGAUAUUCUGGUAAUGUCAGCAACAAAUGGGAACAUUUAUCUCUGGGAGUUUGAGAGGUUAACUCCAUAUGCUGAUCUCCAUGUCCAGCAAUGUCUAUCUGAGCUGGAUAAGGAUGCUAGAACACUGGCUUCAACCUACACCCAAGAUGAGGAGGCUCAAGAACAUUCACCCUCUUGUAUAGCAGGGUUCACUUGCAGAAUGGUACUUUGUGGGCACACAGGCAUGGUGACAGCACUCACUUUGGCAGGUGAUUACACUGACAUCCACUUCCCCUAUUUGCUCACUGGAGGAUGGGAUGGAAGACUGUGUCUUUGGGACUUACGAAACCACUCCUUGCUAAAUGACUUCUCCAGUCUGCCUGGGAAUUAUGAGGCCAUCUUAGAUGUGGCCUAUUCCCCCAAAAGGAGGGAAUUUGCUUUCUCUUGUAGCACUGGCCAAGUUUUCAUUUGUGCAUUCAACCCUCUUUGCACUGACCUGUUACUCCUGACUGAGCUCAGUGGGCUCAAAGCCACUGUUGUAGCCUUGGUCUGGCAUCCUCUCAAGGACAAGUGGGUCUGUGGGACUGAAGAUGGCUCCAUUCGAAUCUGGAGUGAAGAUGGUGAAUGCUGUACACAAGACCUGACAGCCCCCAGGGGAAUCACUUGCCUUUGCAUUGACCAGGCCAAUGGCUGCAUUGUUGCUGGAGUCCAUGACACAAUUAGGUUUGAAUGGGAUCAUAUGGGAAGGGAUGAAAGGGCAGCCCAUCUUGAAUAUUUUUGGCUACCUCUUUUUCUCCUUACAGAGUUUAUGACCCAUGCUCUGGAGUGCAAGUGCAGACUUACACAGGGCAUCAAGACUCCAUCAAGAGUCUCAUCCAUGUACCAGAAAUGAAGCAGUAUGUGUCAGUCUCCCUGGAUGGUACAGCAUGCAUCUGGAAGGCCUAUCACCCAGAGGCAUAGCCUGAGGCCCAGUUCUGCUAUAACACUACCUAGUCUCUGAAGUCGGGGAUUCUCUGCAUCAACAUAAGUGAAAAUAUGAAUUUACACACCUGUUGACUGCACAAGAAAGCCUGCAAACCCAUGAGUAGCUGUACCUGUGAGAUACUCAGAAACAAGGAAAUAUCUGGGCAGGGUUUCCAGCCAAGGGUGAGGCUCUAUGUUGUAAUUAUUCUUGCCCUUCCCAUAAAUCAAUGUCCCUUUUGCCUAUCUUUCUUCCUUCUGUUCUUCCGCAUAUUGCCCAUCUAUCUAUCUAUCUAUCUAUCUAUCU
Messenger RNA from Anolis sagrei ordinatus, 2721 nucleotides. RefSeq lists its product as uncharacterized. Gene Ontology annotation, biological process: Notch signaling pathway; ribosomal large subunit assembly. Gene Ontology annotation, molecular function: protein binding. Gene Ontology annotation, cellular component: nucleolus. NCBI's taxonomy places the organism in Eukaryota, Metazoa, Chordata, Lepidosauria, Squamata, Anolidae. The record is from RefSeq and is a predicted model, not a curated record.